This is a messenger RNA of Planococcus citri (citrus mealybug), 5388 nucleotides long. Its product is annotated as plexin-A3-like. The transcript has 8 exons. Gene Ontology annotation, cellular component: signaling receptor complex; plasma membrane. The record is from RefSeq and is a predicted model, not a curated record. Bases 299 to 4105 code for a protein of 1268 amino acids. Lineage: Eukaryota; Metazoa; Arthropoda; Insecta; Hemiptera; Pseudococcidae. Gene Ontology annotation, biological process: positive regulation of kinase activity; protein phosphorylation; multicellular organism development. Gene Ontology annotation, molecular function: transmembrane receptor protein tyrosine kinase activity; protein binding; ATP binding.
AGUUAUAUGUGUCUAACAAUAACGUUACUUUAAGUAUCUAUUUUUGAUUAAUUUUAAGUACAACAAAUCGUGGUUUAUUGUACGCUAUUUUAGUGAUUCAAAAAACAAAAACCAUCAUUUUAAUAUUGAUUCUUUGCGCGACGACAUAAUUAUUACAAGAUUAUUUGCCAGAGAUACCUAUAUAUUUCCAACACAAUCAUGAGAGAAAAAGUAAUGGCCGGCCAAUUGACCAUGGAUGAGAGCGAAUUCAGAAAACUCAAAAUGCACUAAGUAAAAAUACCGGAAACAUUUUACAAUAAUGCAUUUCCAUAACUUCUCUCACACAUUAAUCAUUUACACGCUUACGUUUAGCAUGAGUAUAGGCCUAAAACACUCUAAUGCAAACUCGGGUGAAAUAACUUCGGAAUUUUCCUUAGACGAACCGGACAGAUACUUAGAAAAAUUGGCAGUAGAUAAAAAUGAAGGAUUGGUAUAUGUGAGUACAUCAAAUAACCACCUCUAUCAAUUAUCAGCAGAUCUGAAAUCGCAAAUUAACUACACUUCGAUGGAAUUCAAUUCUUCAAAUUGUACCCCUGACAAUUGUUGGCAAACAUGGAACGGUAAUUGGAUUUAUUGUGAUAGCUUCUUGCUCGAACUAGAUUAUCGAAACCAACAACUCAUAGCGGGCCAGAUUUGUCAUCAAAAUAACAGAAUCGUAGAGGUAUGGCGUGCUCAUAAAAUCCGUAAUAUUUCAGAAAUAUUGUCAAAUGAACCUAAACAUGUUUCAUCUGUAAGGAAACCUGUAUGUUUCACAGCUCCUAGUUUAAUACAGAACUCAUCCGCACUCUAUUGCGGCUUUAAAUUAUUUCACAUAACUCCAAUAGUAACUAUUCGACACUUGGACCGAGGACGCUUUUCAUUAUAUGACAAACACAUAAUUCUGAACAAUCGAUACAACAGUGACUUUAUUUGUGGUUUCAAUUCGGGAGAUUCCGGAUAUUUUCUAACCACAAUGAUGUCAGUCAGUAAACAAGCUCUUCAUUCGGAUGUCUCAAAAGAAGGAAACCUAAUUGAAAUAAGGCAUGAAGGUCAAAACUAUCAGUUUGAUAACGUUCCCUUAAUUUGUGACACUCUAAACAGUGAGCCUCAGAAGAAUAAAAUCGAGCUCCGACAUGCCUACUUCUUCGAACACAAAUCAGCAUCAGAUUCACAUGAGAUAGAAGGCAAAAUAUUGUUUACUGUCGCUAAUGUGUAUGGUGAUAGCACACGUACGUGGAGAAAUACAGGUUUCAGAGUAUGUGCAUACAACAUGAGUAAUAUACUACCCACAAUUCAAAAACAUAGGGUGCUGAAUGGAGAAAUCAUAUAUGAUCACGUAGGUAAUGCUUAUGUGACAGCCAUGACAGUCACCUCAAUAAAUAACCACAUAGUGUUGUUCAUUGCAACAUGGGAAGGUCUACUGAAGAUAUCAAUAAGACUUGAUUCAUCUUAUGCCUAUACGUAUACGGCAAACAUUUACGCGAAUAUCACUAUCGAUAAAAAUUCAAUAGAUUUUAUGAUGUUUGAUUCAAAAAAGAACUUCUUAUAUGCAAUGACUCCCUAUAAACUUGCCAAAAUCAAAAUACACAAUUGUGACGAAUAUAAUACGCCGUACAUUUGUUUGGAUGCAAAAGAUCCUUAUUGUGGAUGGUGUUUUCCUAGUAAUAGAUGCUGCUUGAAAUCAGAAUGUCAUUACGAAAAAAAUCGCAUCAAUUGGAUCUCGUAUGACAUCGAUAAAUAUAUAAACAUGUCUACAAGUCCAAGCGAUACAUUCUCAAGAAAAGCAGAAUGGAAGGUAACUUUUAAUCUAUUGAAUUCACACCCGUUCAAAGAUCACAAAAUAAUAUGCUCCUUUAGAUUUAACAACACUAUAAUAAAUACUACUACAAGUGUAAGUAAUGAAAAUGAGAUCAAUUGUUUAACACCAAAUCCAAAAGAUUUACCUCCGAUACCUAUCAAUGAACAUUCCAUAAAAGCUGAGUUAUCCCUACAAACAAACCUUUUCCCAGAAUUUCAAAAAAUCGAGAUGGAAUUUUUUGAUUGUAGUACAUAUAAAUCAUGUACAAAAUGUGCAUGGUCUCCUCCAUGCAACUGGCAUAUAACUGAACAGAAGUGUGCAGAUGAAGCAAUUCAGAACAGCAAUGAUACAAUACCAGGUGAAUAUUUCACUAGGCUAGGAGAUUCCUGCCCAUAUUUUUAUCGUUUAGACACACCCUACAUACAUGCCAACACUGGGAAGAAAGAAAGAAUCACCGCAACGUUCAGAAUCCCAAAAAUAUUAAUCUAUGAAACAUUUACAUGCGAAUUUGACACUGAGGGGAAAAAAACCAUAACAUCAGCAAGCCUGCACAGUAUGCAUGUGAAUCUUGAGAGAAAUGUAUAUCUGGGCAGGAUCGAAUGUGAUAGGCCUACAAUAUUUACAUACGCUACUCCAAAAUCUAGCAUACUUGUCAAAUGGUCUAUCUUAUGGAAUGGAUCAAAACGUUUUGAAAACCGCGACAAUACAGAUAUUGUCUUAUAUAAAUGCGCCUACAUGGGAAAUCGGUGCGCAGAGUGUCUGCAGCAUAAAAAUUACAAAUGCACAUGGAAUUCAAAAACAGGAGAAUGUAAAUACUACAAAAACAUCCGGAAUGUAGAAUCUAAUCUUUGGUUAGAUGACAUGGAGAAGUGCUCAAAUGUAACAUUUGUUACAGAAAACAUUAUUAAAUAUCAAUCAAAUUGGUUAACAGACAACAUCUAUUGGAUAAUUAUAAUAAUAAUGACAGUAACGCUUACUGCAGUCGCAACAUUCUUCAUUUAUUGUAGAAACUCCUCUGAAAGAUCGCGGGAAAUGCAACGGCAACUCAAUAAAAUGGGUAUGGAAAUGAUAGCUAUGUCGCAAUGGGUAAAGCGAGUAGUGAUUGAAAAUGAAGUCGACCUAGAUGAAAAUGAAUCUAACAUGCUGAGAUUACCAAACGUCACUAUUCAAUACACAUCUAUUCCAAGAUUUGCUGACGAUGCAACUGUACCGAAAGACGAAUAUGAAAUACCACCUGAUGAGAAGUGGGAAAUUCCUCGAAAAAACAUUGUUUUCGGUAAAUGUCUAGGAGAAGGACAGUUUGGAAAAGUUGUUGAGGGAAAGAUUUCAGGCCUAUUACAGCAGAACGUCGUCACAACAGUAGCAGUAAAAAUGUUGAAAAAUAGCCACACUGACGCAGAUAUGGUAAAUUUAGUCACGGAAAUGCAACUGAUGAAAAUCAUAGGCAGACAUGAAAAUGUACUAAGACUACUCGGAUGUUGUACAAUCGAUGGACCUACGCUCCUCAUCACCGAAUACUCCUCGCAUGGAAAUUUACUCGAUUUCCUCCAAAAAAAUCAUCACCCUACUACAACUCAAAAAAUUACACAACAUGAAUUGUCUGAAGAACAACUAAUUACAUUUGCUCUACAAAUAGCAAAAGGAAUGGAGUACUUGGCUUCGAUUGGAUUUGUUCACCGAGACCUCGCAGCUCGAAAUAUUCUAGUAUUUGACAACUACGUCAUGAAAAUAGCUGAUUUCGGAUUAGCCAGAGAUAUUCGACAAGCUGACUACUACAGAUUAAAAACCGGUGGUAAACUUCCAGUCAAAUGGAUGGCACCAGAAGCCUUAACAGACAGACGCCACACAUCAAAAUCCGACGUAUGGUCCUACGGCGUAUUACUUUGGGAGCUCAUAACGUUGGGUGAUGAUCCUUAUCCGUUAUACAACGACGCAAAAAAAUUAAUGGACGACAUUGAGUCGGGGUAUCGCUUAAAGAAGCCUGCUAACUGUUCGAUUAACACGUACUGUCUGAUGUGCAAAUGCUGGAAUUAUCUUCCCGCCGAUCGGCCAGAAUUUACAAACAUCAUAAAAGAUUUGGAUGCCAUACUGAUGAAUUUCGACAAAACAAUUGAACAAACGAAUUCACCCAGCUCAAACUACACGAGUACAACAGAAUCCGAUGACACAGAUGAUGAAACCAACGCAAUCGAAAAACCUGAUCCUCAUAGCUCAAAAUACACAAUAGAAUCCGAAAACACAGAUGACGAAACCAAUGAUCUAUUGCAAAGCUGUAUAGAAAUUGAGUGAUUUAAUGUCCCAGUAUUCAUAUUUUUGUUGAAAUUUGGUAACAUUAAGGGUACAGGCACCAAAUAUGGACCACUUCUUUUUUUGAGGAUUGCCACUUGAAAACUAUACGAGGUAUAAACCUCCACACAGGCUUAAAAUGAAGUUCCAUCCUUCCACUAACACUGUACAAAACUUCAGGGGUGAAGGUCAACUUUAAGUAUGUUUUUUUUUAUUGCUGAGUGAUGAGUGUCAAAAUGACAGUUCGAAAUUUUGGACGCCUAAUAUGGACCACCUAUAAAAUUUCAAAAUAAACAUACUUUCACAUUUUUCAAAAGGUCAUAAUUAUUUAUGUGUAGAAAUGAACACAAAAACUUAUUCUAAGCAGUUCAGGUUAAUUUUGAAUAUUUGUUUCAAAUUGUUGAAUGACGAGUGUCAAAAUGACAGUUAAAAAUUUUGAACGCCUAAUAUGGACCACCUAAAGAAUAAUUUCAAAAUGAACAUAUUUUUACGUUUCAAAAUAUCAUAUUUAUCAGUAGAAAUGAACAAAAAAAAAGUAUUUCAAGCAUUCCCCUUUUUCAGUGGCUGUAAAAAAUGAGUAAAAAAUUCAAUAUCACAGGUGGUCCAUAUUAGCGCACCCCAUAAAAAAAAACUUUGCACCUCCAAUGACAUUUUGAAAAUUACACCACAUACCUAUAGGUAUAUUUUAAUAAAAGUUGAAAAACACACUAAAAAAAUUUUUCAGUGUCUCAAAUUCAGUUUUUUGUAAAUUUCUCAGCGAGUUUUGACUUUACAGUUGUAAUUUUUGUCUCAUUCGUUUUUUUGAUGAAAAAUACAUCAGAAUAGGUACAUGUUUUCCUGACAGAUUGCGCUAAUUAUCAACGAGAACGGGCGCUGGUCCAUAUUGCGGACUGGUCCAUAACUGGUGCCCUUACCCUUAUGUAUGUAUUUUAUUAGGUGUAAUAUACAAAUAAAUCAAGUAAGUAAGUAUGUAUUCUUGUAAAGUUUUCCAAAUCUACAUAUACUAUUCAUCUAGAUUUACCUAUUUCUAAGUACAUACUCACGUGUACAGUUACUGAUUCUGGUAAAUGAAACACGAUAUAAAUUCUUUUUGAAACAUUGAGUGUGUUCCAAUUAAGCCAGACGUAUAAAAUUGAACUUUUUGUAUCAAGUCAAAUACUAGUAUGUAAGUUUAGUACAUAUUUAGCAGUUACUGGGGGUAACUGAACAUCAUGUUUUUUUUUCUAUUUCUAUAACGUUUAAGUAAUUGCGAUGUACAUAUGAAAUAAGUGAUAAAUAUUUUAACA